This is a messenger RNA of Xyrauchen texanus (razorback sucker), 2879 nucleotides long. RefSeq names its product V-type proton ATPase subunit S1-like. The coding region runs from base 43 to 1044 and encodes 333 amino acids. Lineage: Eukaryota; Metazoa; Chordata; Actinopteri; Cypriniformes; Catostomidae. The record is from RefSeq and is a predicted model, not a curated record. Gene Ontology annotation, cellular component: proton-transporting V-type ATPase complex. The transcript has 7 exons.
UUAAGCACACCUCAUCUCUGGCAGUCUCAUCAGAUUGUCUCAAUGGCUAAACACAAGCUUUUCCUGAUUUUCAUUCUGUUGUUGUGUGUGUUUAUCUCUCUGUCUUUGCCCUUCGAUCAAGUGCCUGCGAUCCUGGACAGAAGCUCGGAGGUCCCAGCAUACCAAGCUGUGAGAAUUAGAACAGAUGGAGAACAUGUUGAGAGUCCAAGUGCCUCACAAGAGGAGAGUUACUCGCCUGCAGCUGAAAAUCCACUCAGAAGAAUACUGCAGCCUUACGGGUGGCAUCUGCAUGCCCAACCAAGAACCAAGCGGAAGUUAUUACAGUCUACUAGCUCAGGACCGUACUCCCCACUGACUGUGGCUUACAAUGGCAAGAUAUGCAUCCUUUUCAAAGCUAAGAGACUGGCUAUUCGAUACAGGAACAACACUUUCCUGGACCUCACAGAGAGGGUUUUUGGACCCAAUGCACUAUUGGACACCAAAGGCUCUGUUUGUACCAAGGAGAAGGCCACGCUCUCUUUGCGUUUGGGUGAUGUGGAAGACAUCAGGGGUCUUGUCAUCAGGCUUCAGAUGUCCAACACAUUCUACGAAUCAGUAGGCCAAAACUGGUUUACCAUGGACAGUGUUCACAUCCACUACAACUGGACUCACGAGGCCACGUUUAAUGCCACAGAGGUCUAUGCCCCCGCCACCUAUUCUUACCACUGCCAGCAUGUCAGCAGCUUACAGAAAUAUGACACCCUACUGGUGCCCAGCUCCCACACUGACAGCUCGGCAAACUGGCACAUCACUUUCACAGAUUUUCAGAUCCAGGCCUUCAAUGUCCAGUCCAACAAAUUUGCCUCAGCUAGCGACUGUGCAACCUUCUUCACUCCAGCCAUCUUGAUGGGCCUCAUCACCUCUCUGAUCUUGCUGCUGGUCUUGGCCUAUGCCCUGCACAUGGUUGUCCACCUCAAGCACAUUGACCGUUAUGAAGAGCACAAGACCACAGUCUACUUUCCCCGCACCCCUGAAGCCGAGCUCCCAGACAAAAACAGUGUAUAAGGAGUGGCGGCAAAGCUGUGGGCCAGUCAUGCAAAAGAUCAGUGUCGAGUUAGGAUGAAAGGAUUGCUAUUUCUGAUUCUGGAUGGCUGUAUUGUCCUCUUGGUCUUCCUCCUGCCUGGUACUAAAUCUUGAACAACUUUUUUCAUUGCAGAAGAUGAGAUGAUGAAUCCGAAUUGAAUCCAGGCCGAAUCAAAACCUUGACAUAUAACGGCUCUCCAGGACCAGGACUGGGAAGCCUAUGAAAUGGGUACAAACAUUUGAGAGAUUGCCUUUUAAAAGACCACCAUUCUGGCGGGCUUUACAAAGCACUUCACUUACUGGAUACAAGUACGAAGUUUAGAAAUAUAUGAAUUGACUAGGCGAUGGAAGAAGAGAAAAGGCAACCUGUGAAAUGACUAUGAUUUGGUCUGAUAUGGAAGUCUUCUUUUUUACACUACUUCGAAAAUCACAAUUUCAUUCAUCUGGAGUCUGUAGACUAUGGGGGUUAUUGAUCUGCCAAUUACUAGAACUGUUUUAUGACUGCCAAAGUGGUGCAAAACUAUUUGUCAGCCUUGAUGUAUAACUGACAGAAUUAAUGUGAAUAUGAAAAGAACAAAACAAAUUGUAAAGGUACAGUGCUUAAUAUUCUGCUGUAUUGAAUUUAAGUAUUCCAGCACUAUACAAAGUAGUUUCAGGAACCCCAUAAAUAUAAUCAUGGACUUUAAAUUAUCAGCUUGAUAUUCAUAUAGAUCUAGCUCCAUAACUGCUACUUUAGUAAUGAACAAACUUCCAGUAUAAGUACCUUCAAAAUCUCUAAAUUGUAAAAAGUGCAUAAAACAUGUAGCUGAUUUUUUUUAAGCUUCAGAAGUAUCUGAUAAACUGCACAAUAAUUUUUUAUAUGAGCUCAUAAUUGCUAGGCCUAUAUACAAUCCUGUUUUUAGGCUGAAUAUAUUAGGACUGCUAGAUGAAAUUAGCACCACUUGAAAAUGUACUGUACUGACAGUAUAACUAUAGUGAAGUAAUGCUGCUGUACAAUUAUUCAUAUAAGUGUUAAAUCCCCUCAGUAUCAUAAUCAGUAUUCCUCUGUAUCUACAAUGAAACAUCCGUAACUCAUUAUCACAGUAACCUGCAGCAUGACAGUGACUAGAGAUAAACCUCUACCAUGGCAUGUCUGAUACUGGAAGUAGCAAUGUGUAAUGUGUUUAUUUGGAUCGAAUGAUAGCAUACACACUGAAGUGCACCAGAAGGGUUCCUGAACAUCAGUCAAUUCAGUCAGUUGUCUGAACAAUAAAUGGUGAUCAGAUCUAAACUUUGUGUGCAUACAUUUGUCAUGCCCAUUCAAAAAUUAUGAGACUUAACAAUAGCUGCUACUGUAGGGAACACCACUGUCUUUCUAAACCCACCUCAUGCAGGCUGUCUGCUUUUUUUACUGGUGCAUAAGCGGCAUUCUCCUCCUAUCUGUGUUUUUUCUCUGAUUUCUGCCAUCUGCUCUCCUCCCACUUCUCAGCAGGAGGCUGCGGUGCUGCCCUCUUACCGGGACGUUUUACCUGUCUGCUAUCAAAAAGGACUUUACUCACACUUACACCUUCAUUCUGUGUAUCUGACUCACAACAGCACUGAGUGUGUUCUGCUUCAGGCUCUAACAGCCUCACUGCUGGCUUUAGUCUGGCUUUGUGAUGCAGGUACAAAGCCAUGCUGGUCAGUCUUGGUGGAGGUCAGUCAUGCUGGUCAGUCUUGGCGGAGGAGUGCUUACUAACUCUUUUCUCCUCAAUUUUUGUUUGUGGUAUUAUUUAAAGGAAAAGUUCAUCCAAAAAUGAAAGUUCUGUCAUAAAUUAGUCACCCUCAAGUUGUUCCAA